Messenger RNA from Dacryopinax primogenitus, 909 nucleotides. RefSeq lists its product as uncharacterized. The record is from RefSeq and is a predicted model, not a curated record. Lineage: Eukaryota; Fungi; Basidiomycota; Dacrymycetes; Dacrymycetales; Dacrymycetaceae. Bases 1 to 870 code for a protein of 289 amino acids. The transcript is spliced from 2 exons.
AUGAAGACGCGAUCCCUACUAGGUACCGGUGUUGCUUCAUCCCGCGUCCUUCUCCCUUCUGCCCAUCGACAUGGAGUGGGAACUAAAGAACGGGUCUUGGGUCCCGAUUCCAAAGCCGGUCUGGUGGACAAAAAGCUCAAGUGGCAGUUUUCCCUGGACAGACUCUAUGGAGCAGUCCCCAGAUGCAAGGCAGCCCUGGAGAAAGAGACAAAGGAGCUGAUAGCCGAGCGUGCUGCCCUACGCCAAGAUCACCCACUAGUCGUCACUCUCACCGAGCGGAUGGCAAAGAUUCCUAGCAAUACCCGAUCGUUGGCUCCACCGCCCCUCACUCCCACUCCCCCAACGGCAAAUACCAGCAGCGCUCAGUCCUCCCCUCCUCCCAUCACUCCCCUCCAUCCGACGACAGAUACUCACAGACCUCACUUAAUCCCUCCGGCAGAGCCAACCAAGAAUGGCGUGACGAACCAGCUACAAGAAGCGAUCAAGACGGUCUCUGAGAAGCGACUGCGAGAGAUUGUUGUCGAGCUUGUUCAGACGGAACCGGUCGUGGAGAGGGCGCUCACAAAGCUCCUAGCGUCGAGCGGCAAGCGGAAGAGUCGGUUAACGACGUGUCCACGCUGCCAGGUGGAGUACGAGAUUGGCGAGAAUGGGGAGUACGGCCAGUGCCUGUACCAUCCUGGCGAACUAAUUCCGGAUUGGACGGCGUUGGAAGGCUAUGAUUAUGAUGAGACGACAAUUGAAUUGGACAAGAUGAAGCGGGAUUUCCCAGAACUUUACAAAUGGGCUUGUUGUGGGGAUGAUGGAUCUGCAGAGGGGUGCCAGAGCGGGACACAUGUCCAUGGUCGGGCGUUGAAAAGGAUUAAGGUAUGACCUUUGGGAGGGGGCAUUUAUUAGUUGCCGAUAAUGAUG